AUGGGGUGUACAGGUACUGACGUGGACUACGAGACAGCGGUCAUCCACUAUAGACUGGCCUCGGAGCAGCAGCACAGCGCUCAGGCCAUGUUCAACUUGGGCUACAUGCACGAGAAAGGCCUGGGCAUCAAACAGGAUAUCCACCUGGCCAAGCGUUUCUACGACAUGGCUGCUGAGGCUAGUCCCGAAGCUCAGGUGCCCGUCUUCCUGGCUCUGUGUAAACUGGGCCUGGUCUACACCCUGCAAUACCUGCACGACCUCAACAUGAGUGAGGUGGUCAGUCAGGUGGACCUGGACCAGCUCCUGGGCCCUGAGUGGGACAUCUACCUAAUGACGGUAAUCGCCCUGCUGCUAGGCACCGUCAUCGCCUACCGCCAGAGACAACACCAGGCAAUGCCCCCGCAGCCCCCUCCUCCCCCAGCCAAGCCUGCUCAGGAGCAGGCCCAGCCAGAGGUCCAACCUGAGGCCCAGGCCCAGCCCGAGGCCGGAGAGGCGCAGCAGUGA
Messenger RNA from Oncorhynchus gorbuscha (pink salmon), 504 nucleotides. Its product is annotated as protein sel-1 homolog 1-like. Bases 1 to 504 code for a protein of 167 amino acids. Gene Ontology annotation, biological process: ERAD pathway. Gene Ontology annotation, cellular component: endoplasmic reticulum membrane. The record is from RefSeq and is a predicted model, not a curated record. Gene Ontology annotation, molecular function: protein binding. The transcript has 4 exons. Lineage: Eukaryota; Metazoa; Chordata; Actinopteri; Salmoniformes; Salmonidae.